AUGGAUUUACAUUCCAUUGACGUAAUGGAGAAUACAAGCAUACGACAGAUGCAAAUUCCAGGCACUCCCAAGCUUCAGGGAAGUAUCGAUCUUGAAAAUCACGGAUACCUAGUGAUACUAACCGUCUCUGUCUGCCUGGUAUCGCUCAUUGUCAUCACAAUCCUCACAAACUUCAUCGUCGUCGUGGUGUUUGUAACCAGGGAAAAUAGAAAACGAAGCAAAAACAUAUACUUAGCCAAUCUGUCUCUCAUAGAUUUGAUCAUUGGUGUCACUGUAAUGCCGGUGACAAUGCUAAGUAUGUUGAACAGAAACUGGAAUCUGCCCAACGUUGCCUGUAGGAUACAUCUGGUAGCUCUUCAUUCACUUGUGUUUGCCUCACUCCUGGCCGUGUUGCUAGUGAGCGCUGAUAGGUGGUACUCUAUUUGUUAUCCGUUCACAUACCGUGUUAGACCAACAGGACGGAUAGCUCUGUAUGCUGUUAUUACCUCCUGGGUGUUCUCUUUCACACUACACGUUCCUUUUGUAGGAGUCUGGGACUUUAUUAUACACGAAAACUGGCUGGAGAUUGAAGUGGGGUUAUGCCAGGCAUCCAGGCGGCAACAUCCUGGGAUUACUUUACUUACAAUGAUUAAAUAUAUUCUUCCACAUGUGACCAUGUUACUGCUCAAAUGCAGUCUGUAUAGAAAGAUAAAAAAGAGAAAGAAUGUUAAUGUCCGUAGAUCUAUUAGUAGCGUGGACACAGCCGCGUUCUGUCUCAUCCGAGCAUCAAUGUCAGAAACAGCCAUGAAUGCUUUAGCUGAGGCAGCAGAGACCAACUUAAACAUAGGACCGCGGGUGAGGAUUACCUGCCCACCAAUAGAACGUCGAAAUACAAUGGAUCUCCUACCACCACUGAAUCCAACACGACCAGGGGCCAGUAGAAGCUGGUCAGGCUCCCCUGACCAGCGUCUUAGUUUCCCAUGUCAUCCAACAUUAAAGCGGCGAAUGUCAUUGCAGGACUGUCUUCUCUCACACAACAAGCGAAAUAGCCGUCGUUUUCCGAAUGGUUUUUCCAACGAUGGGAACAACAUUAAUAGGCGAGCCACAAUCGGGGACCUGGCGAAGAACCUCCUUGAAAAACAGGACUCCAAAGCAGCCUGGUUUUUGUCUCUUCUGCUGGCGACUUCAAUUACAUGUUGGACUCCAUGGACAAUCUUUAGUUUAUGUCAUCAGUUUGUAGUAAUUCCUAGCUGGCUCAACAGCCUGGCCUUGUGGGUACUGUUAGCGAACUCAACAGCUAAUCCAUUCCUCUACGGACUGCUCAAUAAAGACUUUCGACGGGUUGUCUCCUCCUGGCUGUACUUGAGAGGAAGCAAAAAGAAACGUCUCAAAACGGCCUUGCGAAUGCUGAGUUGGCAAAUGGCUUGGGGAACUAUUGAUCUAGGAGUCGAAGGUCGACGAACCCCAGAAGCUCGUUCAAGUUUGACGCCAUGCAAAGAAGGAGACGAGUGUUGA
Molecule: messenger RNA, 1494 nt
Organism: Candidula unifasciata
Lineage: Eukaryota; Metazoa; Mollusca; Gastropoda; Stylommatophora; Geomitridae
Source: the annotation of a GenBank genome assembly